UUUGUUUCUCCAGUGAAGUUUAAUGUUGUAGCUCCCUCUGGCCUUGUCUAUGGCCUGGCUGGUGAAGACAUGCUGUUGCCCUGUGUCCUGGAGCCCAGACUCAGUGCAGAGGGCAUGGAUGUGGAAUGGGUGACUGAAGAUGGAGGUGGAGUGCACGUGUACAAAAACAAGACAGACAGCCUGGACGAACAGGACGAAAGCUACCGGGGAAGAACAGGGCUGUUCAGGGAGGAACUACGCACAGGCAACGUCUCACUGAAGCUCAGCCCAGUCAGACUCUCAGACGCAAACACAUAUUGGUGUGGGGUCAAGGCUGAUGGAAGGGCGGACGAUGCCAAGCUCAAAGUCAUAGUGAACGCUGUCGGCUCUCAGCCAAACAUCUCCACUGAGAUUCACUUAAACGGGAGUGCCAGUCUGGUGUGCCAGUCUGAAGGCUGGUACCCUGAGCCCAGCAUCGAGUGGCUGACCAGCGCAGGAGAGGUUCUCCCGUCAGGACCUGUAGAGUCCAGCCGCACCAGAGACGGCUUCGCGGUUAGUCGGCGAGUCGUAAUACAGGAGAGCGAUGGAAGAGUAAAAUGCAGAGUCUCUUCUCCAAAUCAGACUAAGGAGGCUGAUGCCCCACGUGAGUAUCAGCCAUUCCAGGAUGAAAAGUAA
Molecule: messenger RNA, 654 nt
Organism: Clupea harengus (Atlantic herring)
Lineage: Eukaryota; Metazoa; Chordata; Actinopteri; Clupeiformes; Clupeidae
Product: butyrophilin subfamily 1 member A1-like
Exons: 2
Source: RefSeq, a predicted model, not a curated record